Molecule: messenger RNA, 3008 nt
Organism: Dicentrarchus labrax (European seabass)
Lineage: Eukaryota; Metazoa; Chordata; Actinopteri; Moronidae
Gene: tfr2
Product: transferrin receptor 2
Exons: 17
Coding region: 165-2519 (784 amino acids)
Biological process (GO): endocytic iron import into cell
Cellular component (GO): external side of plasma membrane
Source: RefSeq, a predicted model, not a curated record
AGACUCCACAUCAGUGUCCGAGGACGAGAGUGGAGGGAACCACGGAGACCGGCUGAACAACAACAAUUAUAUUAAAUAUUAAAUAAUAAUAACAUUCCUGCUCCAUUAGCAUUAGCAUUAGCAGAGACUGACAGUAACUGUCUGUCUGUCCUCUGCAGGUCGACAUGGACGCCAUCAGGACUCGUCUGAGACAGUCUUCCUCAGUGGGCGUGGCCGAGGAUGAGGAGGUGGGAGGAGCUCCGAGGGUGGAGAUGAGGUUUGUGACAUCAGAGGCUGAGGAGGAGGUGGAGGCGGGGCCUAUCAGUGACAUCACAGCACUGGUGCUGCGGUAUCGCCAUGGUUACCAGAGAGCAGGUGUGUUCCUGUGUGUGAGUGGGGUCGUCAUCUUCAUCACAGCGUUCCUAUUGGCCUACGCAGUGUUUGGUGGGCGGUACCACUGCUCCCAGGAGGGGGGGCAGGGGGAGGAGGAUGGGCAGCAGGGAGGCGGGGCUAACACACCUGCAGAUGGAGGGGCGGGGCUUUACCUGGGAGAGCUGAGGGUGAUGAUGAGGAGGCUGCUGCAGGAUGAAGAUAUCCUCAACACAGUCAGUCGGGUCAGCAGAGCGAGUCAUCCUCCAGGUUCCUCAGAGGGAACGUCUCUGGCCUCAGAGAUCCUCCGUCGCUUCAGACAGCUGCAGAUGGAUCACACCUGGACGGAGUCGCUGUACGCCACGCUGCAGUUCCCCGACAGGUCUCAGAGGAGCUCUCUGUGGUUGGUGGACUCUGCAGGACUGAUCUCCGAACAGAUUCCCCUGAACCCGUCUGACUACUGUCCGUACAGCGCCACAGGAAGUACCACGGGGGGCGUGGUCUACGCCAACUACGGCCGCCCAGAGGAUUUUAAUUGGCUGAAGAGCGCGGGCGUGUCUGUAGUUGGCUGUGUGGUUGUGAUGCGUGUCGGGGGCGGGGUCAGUUUUGCUGAGAAGGUCUGGUUGGCUGAGAGGAACGGUGGGGGCGGAGCUUUGAUCUACCCCGACCCCGCCGACCUGCCGCAGGACCCCCGACGCCUCGGACUGAACAUGCACACCGCUGUGUCCGAACAUGUCCACCUGGGGUCAGGUGACCCUUUCACCCCCGGCUUUCCCUCCUUCAAUCACACUCAGUUCCCGUCCAUCCAGUCCUCGGGCCUGCCCCUCAUCCCAGCCCUCCCAAUCAGUGCCACUGUGGCCACCAAGCUGCUCAGCCAGCUGUCAGGUCCGUCCUGUCCUCCGUCAUGGCGGGGUCGGCUGCCGUAUGUGCGCUGCGUGGUCGGUCCGGAGUUCAGCUCCGGCCGCAGAGUCAAGAUGUCGGUCCACAACGUGAUGGCGCCGGUCCUGCUCAACAACAUCUUCUCCUCUCUGGAAGGCCGGGUCGAGCCAGACCAGUACAUCAUACUGGGAGCUCAGAGGGACUCGUUGAGUCCAGGAGCUGUGAAGUCUGGAGUUGGAACAGCAAUCCUCCUGGAGCUGGCUCGAACGUUCUCCGCCAUGGUGAAGAACGGUUUCAGUCCCAGACGCAGUUUGCUGUUUGUCAGCUGGGAUGCUGGAGAGUUUGGGAACGUUGGCGCUACUGAAUGGUUGGAGGGUUACCUGUCCAUGCUCCACCUGAAGGCUGUAGCUUACUUCAGUCUGGACCAGGCUAUCAUGGGUGAUGAUGUCCUGUCGGCCUACACCAGUCCUCUGCUGGUCGACCUGCUGGACGCUGCUGUCAGACAGGUUGAACAUCCUAAACAUGCAGGUCAGACCAUCUACAGCCAGGCAGAGAGAGAGGGAGGCAGCUGGAGGAUUAUGAAGCCGCUGUACCUGAACAGUGGAGCGUACAGUUUCACAGCGUUUGCAGGAGUUCCAGCUAUGGAGCUCAGAUUCACCGAGGAGCGAGCGUACCCGUUCGUCAACACGCCGCUGGACAGCGCCUCCCGCCUACAGGAGGUGCUGGGGGGUCGUCUGGGGGUCACAGGGCGGAGCUUAGGGGAGCUGGUGGGGGAGAUGGUGCUGCGAUUGGCCCACGACCACAUCCUGCCGCUACGCAUCACUUCCUACGCCCAGACCGUGCUGCAGUUCAGCGCUCAGCUCAACAAACACUCUGCUGAGCUGCAGUCCAGAGGUUUGUCUCCUCACUGGGUUUUCAGUGCCAGAGGAGAUUAUAGCCGAGCAGCCGAGACGCUGCAGAGAGCCAUCGACUACAGCGACCUGCACGACCCGACCACUGCACGCUUCUACAACACCCGCAUCAUGAGGGUGGAAUACUACUUCCUGUCUCAGUAUGUGUCGGUGGUGGAGACGCCGUUCCGUCACGUGAUCCACGGCCGCGGCGACCACACUCUGAGCGCGCUCACUGAGCACCUGACCCUGCUGACCUCUGACCCCGAACGCUUCGACGAGAAACGCUUCAGACGACAGCUCGCCUUUUUUACCUGGACGCUGCAGGGCGCCGCCAACGCCCUGAACGGAGACGUGUGGAGCAUACACAAUACACACAAUACACACACUGAUUCACACUGAUACACACACUGAUACACACACUGACACACACUGACACACACACUGAUACACACUGAUACACACACACACUGACACACACUGAUACACACACUGAUACACACUGAUACACACACUGAUACACACACUGACACACACUGACACACACACUGAUACACACACACACACUGACACACACUGAUUCACACUGACACACACACUGACACACACUGAUACACACUGAUACACACACUGACACACACACUGACACACACACUGAUACACACACUGAUACACACACUGAUACACACACUGACACACACUGACACACACUGACACACACUGAUACACACACUGAUACACACUGAUACACACACACACACUGACACACAGUGUCGAGCUCUCAGACAGACUUUUAUUGUGGAGGGUGUUUCCUCUGCAGCAGCCUGAUCAAUAUGUGUAUCAAUCAUUGAUUAUCAGUGUCAGUAAUAGUUAAUAAACUGUUUCACUGUU